AUGACCGGAGAUUUCUGGACUUGGUUAUGCGGGAAUAAUCACCACACAUCAAACUGCACUAUCCGAUUUCUGCAGAUAUGUUUCGGAAUUACACUCUCAUUCGCAAGUCUCUGCAUUUGCUUGUUUCACAAGGAACCGCUCAAACAAUAUCACCCCUUCAGCUGUCUUCGAAUCGUGUCUGCUGCGUUCAACGGAAUCAUCGGAUCACUAGCUUUGAUUUUAGGGAUUUGGGUUUCACAAGAGAACCCAAACAAACCCUUGAUUUUCUGGCUGGUGAUUCUCGUUCAAGGAUUUGCAUGGCUGUUCAUCAACUUAGUCGUUUGCGUAAGAAGACUACAUAUCCGGAAGUCUUCGGUGAGACUGCUAUCUCUUUUCUCCUUCUUUUACGCUCUACUCUCGAGUUGUUCAUCUGUGAACAAUGCUGUUCAUGGAGAGGAACCAGCGAUUAGGACGGUUCUUGAUGUUUUGUUAGUACCUGGGUCAGUGUUAUUACUCUUAACCGCUUAUAAAGGCUCUAGCUUUGAAGAUUCUAGUGAGAGUAGCAGCUUGUAUGAGCCUCUCAAUGUCAGCGAUUCAAAAUCUGAUUUUGAUAAACCGGUUAGCCAAUUUGCAAGAGCUGGUUUGUUAAGCAAGUUAUCAUUCUGGUGGUUGAAUUCUCUGAUGAAGAAAGGAAAUGUCAAAGACUUGGAGGAAGAAGACAUGCCUGAGCUGCGAGAGGAAGAGCGUGCAGAGACUUGUUAUUCAUUAUUUGAGGAGAAUCUCAAUGAGCAGAAGAGAAGAUUAGUAGAUGAUGAUGAUGAUACUCGACGGCCUUCGAUCUUGAAAGUGACUGUUCUUUGUGUGUGGAGAGAGGUUUUGAUCUCUGGCUGCUUUGCGUUUAUGAAGAUUGUUUCUGUUUCAGCUGGUCCUCUGCUUCUGAACGCUUUCAUUUUGGUUGCUGAAGGCAACGAGAGGUUUAGAUACGAAGGGUUUGUGUUGGCUGUGUUGCUCUUCUUCACAAAGAGUGUAGAGUCUUUGUCGCAGAGACAAUGGUACUUCAGAAGUAGGCUCGUUGGUUUACGCGUGAGGUCUCUUCUAACCGCAGCUAUAUACAAGAAACAGCUGAGAUUGAAUACCUCUUCAAGACUGAUCCAUUCAGGCAGCGAGAUCAUGAACUACGCGACUGUUGAUGCUUACAGAAUUGGUGAGUUUCCGUAUUGGUUUCACCAGCUUUGGACGACGAGCUUUCAGCUACUGAUCGCGCUUGGGAUCCUCUUUCAUUCCGUGGGGGUUGCUACGUUCUCGGCUCUAGCUGUGAUAGUGAUUACUGUUAUGUGCAACGCUCCUAUCGCGAAGCUUCAGAACAAGUUCCAAAGCGAGCUCAUGACUGCUCAGGAUGCGAGGCUCAAGGCAUGCAACGAGUCUCUUGUCAACAUGAAGGUGUUGAAGCUCUACGCGUGGGAAUCACAUUUCAAGAAGGUUAUCGAGAAGCUGAGGAAGACAGAGUUGAAAUCUUUGAAGGCUGUUCAGAUGAGGAAGGCUUACAAUGCGGUUCUCUUCUGGUCAUCGCCGGUUCUUGUCUCUGCUGCGACUUUUGCUACUUGUUAUUUCAUUGACAUUCCGCUGAGAGCAAGUAACGUUUUCACGUUUGUGGCGACUUUGCGUCUGGUCCAAGAUCCAGUGAGAAUGAUCCCUGAUGUGAUCGGAGUGACGAUUCAGGCUAAAGUUGCCUUCAGUCGUAUAUCAGCUUUUCUACAAGCCCCUGAGCUUCAAGGUGGGGAGAGUCGGAGAAAGCAGAGAUCAGAGGGAGAUCAAGACGCGAUCGUGAUUAAAUCUGCAAGCUUCUCGUGGGAGGAGAAAAGUUCAGCAAAACCAAACUUGAAGAAUGUGAGUCUUGAGGUUAAGUUUGGGGAGAAAGUUGCUGUUUGUGGUGAAGUUGGCUCAGGGAAGUCAACACUUUUAGCUGCCAUUCUUGGUGAAACUCCAUGUGUCUCAGGAAAGAUCGAUUUCGUUGGUACGGUCGCCUAUGUUUCUCAAACAGCAUGGAUCCAAACAGGGACAAUAAGAGACAACAUCCUCUUCGGAGGUGUGUUGGAUGAGCAACGUUACCGUGAGACAGUUCAAAAGUCUUGCCUAGACAAAGAUCUUGAGCUCUUACCUGACGGAGACCAGACUGAGAUCGGUGAGAGAGGUGUUAAUCUAAGCGGAGGACAGAAACAGAGGAUUCAACUCGCGCGUGCUCUUUACCAAGAUGCAGACAUUUAUCUCCUUGAUGAUCCUUUCAGUGCUGUUGAUGCGCACACUGCUACGAGUUUGUUCAAAGAAUACGUUGUAGACGCUCUUGCGAAAAAAGCUGUAUUGCUUGUUACGCAUCAAGUGGAUUUCUUGCCUGCUUUUGACUCUGUCUUGCUGAUGGCAGAUGGAGAAAUCGUUGCAGCUGACACUUACCAACAACUGCUAUCCAGAAACAGAGACUUUCAAGAUCUUGUCAACGCUCACAGAGAAACGGCUGGCUCUGAAAGAAUGGCUGCCGUAGACAACCCCAUAAACCAAAGCAAACCGGUGAUGGAAAUCGACGGAGUCUCUUUGUCUCACGGUCGUGAAACCGAGUCGUUUGAUCAAAGAGGAAGAGCGAGAGAAAGGAGACACAGGGUUGAAACCGUUCUACAGAACUCUUGGAUGGCUGCAAACGUAGAUAACCCCCAAGUUAGCACUUUGAAGUUGAUCUUGGUCUACUUGUUGAUUGGGCUGAGCGCAGUUCUCUUCUUGUUUGUUAGAUCUAUCUGUGUUGUGGUUAUGUGUAUGAGGUCAUCAACUUCUUUGUUCUCUCAUCUUCUAAACUCUCUUUUUAGAGCGCCUAUGUCCUUUUACGACUCCACUCCUCUUGGACGGAUUCUUAGCAGGGUCUCAUCUGACUUGAGCAUUGUAGAUCUUGACGUUCCUUUCGGCCUCAUAUUUGUGGUUGUGGCUACGGUAUACACAGGUUCUAGUCUUGGAGUGUUAGCUACUAUUACUUGGCAAGUCUUGUUUGUAUCUGUUCCCAUGGUUUAUCUUGCAUUUCGUUUACAGAAGUACUACUUCCAAGCAGCGAAAGAGUUAAUGCGGAUCAAUGGCACGACAAGAUCUUUUGUGGCGAAUCAUUUAGCAGAAUCAGUAGCAGGAGCGAUAACAAUCAGGGCGUUUGAUGAAGAAGAGAGGUUUUUCAAGAAAAGUCUCACACUCAUUGACACAAACGCAAGUCCUUUCCUCCACAGCUUUGCAGCUAACGAAUGGCUGAUCCAGCGGCUUGAAACCGUCUGCGCCAUUGUUUUAGCCUCCACUGCCUUCUGCAUGGUUUUGCUCCCUACAGGAACAUAUACCUCUGGGUUCAUCGGAAUGGCCCUAUCAUACGGUUUAUCUUUGAACCUGGGGCUUGUUAAUGCCGUACAGAACCAAUGCUACUUAGCUAACUGGAUCAUUUCGGUUGAGAGGCUUAACCAGUACACACAUUUAUCACCUGAGGCUCCUGAAGUUAUAGAAGAGACCCGACCACCGGUUAACUGGCCGGUCACAGGCCGAGUCGAGAUAUCUGAUUUGCAGAUAAGGUACAGACAAGAAUCUCCAUUGGUUUUAAAAGGAAUUAGUUGCGUAUUCGAAGGAGGGCACAAGAUUGGAAUCGUUGGUCGAACCGGUAGCGGAAAGACGACUCUGAUCAGUGCUCUGUUCAGACUAGUUGAGCCUGUUGGAGGAAAGAUCGUCGUUGACGGCGUUGACAUCUCCACAAUCGGGGUUCAUGAUCUGAGAUCAAGGUUUGGGAUUAUACCUCAGGAUCCAACUCUGUUCAAUGGAACAGUGAGAUAUAAUUUGGAUCCUUUGUGUCAGCAUUCUGAUGCUGAGAUUUGGGAGGUUCUUGGGAAGUAUCAGCUGAGAGAGGUGGUUCAAGAGAAAGAGAAUGGCUUAGAUUCAUUAGUUGUGGAAGAUGGAUCGAACUGGAGCAUGGGACAGAGACAGCUGUUCUGUUUAGGCAGAGCAGUUUUGAGAAGAAGCAGAGUAUUGGUCCUGGACGAAGCAACGGCGUCGAUAGAUAACGGCACAGACUUGAUACUUCAGAAAACAAUCCGGCGAGAAUUCGCCGAUUGCACCGUCAUAACCGUCGCUCACCGUAUUCCCACCGUCAUGGAUUGUACAAUGGUUCUCUCCAUGAGCGACGGAAGAAUUGUGGAGUAUGAUGAGCCGAUGAAACUGAUGAAGAAGGAAGAUUCGUUGUUUGGGAAGCUUGUGAAAGAGUAUUGGUCUCAUUACCACUCCGCUCCUGACUCACCUGUGGCGGUUAGAAGUGGUUAUGGCGUCAAGUAUGACGGGAAGAUAACAGCUUAUCCGGGAAGAGAAGGAGGAGGAAGCAUAGAUUUGGAAGUAUGUCUUCUUCCUGAGUUUAUGGAAGCUUUAGAAUCAGAUCAAGAGUUCAUGUCUCUUGUCACUUCUUCUUGA
Microthlaspi erraticum is the source of this 4446-nucleotide messenger RNA. The record is from the annotation of a GenBank genome assembly. Lineage: Eukaryota; Viridiplantae; Streptophyta; Magnoliopsida; Brassicales; Brassicaceae.